This is a messenger RNA of Postia placenta MAD-698-R-SB12, 660 nucleotides long. RefSeq lists its product as hypothetical. The transcript has 10 exons. NCBI's taxonomy places the organism in Eukaryota, Fungi, Basidiomycota, Agaricomycetes, Polyporales, Adustoporiaceae. The coding region runs from base 31 to 489 and encodes 152 amino acids. The record is from RefSeq and is a predicted model, not a curated record.
CACUUUACACAUCAGGCCGGGAACGGAACCAUGUCUGUUUCGACGAGGAGAUUGCAGAAGGAACUUACCGACAUCCAGAAACAGGGAACACCAGUCGGAAUCAAACUCCUGAACGCGGAUGACUUUCAGACGUGGCAUCUCUCCCUAGAAGUCCUGGGCGACACGGUCUACCAGGGCGAAGUCUUCGCACUGAAGUUUCGAUUUGACAGUUCAUAUCCCAUAUCAUCGCCUGCUGUACAAUUUGUGGUGGACGACACAUGGAAAGCGCCGGUUCAUCCGCACGUAUAUUCGAAUGGCCAUAUUUGCGCGUCUAUAUUAGGCAAUGAAUGGUCCCCAGUGCUCAGUGUCAUCUCCGUAUGUGUAACGCUACAGAGUAUGCUUGCGUCUUGCAAGAAGAAGGAAUUACCACCAGGCAACGAUCGAUACGUCAAGAACGCGCCGGAGAAUCCGAAGAAGACGCGUUUCGAAUAUCAUGAUGACAACGUGUGACAGCUUACCACGAACCUCACUCUACCCAUGAAUCUCUCGCAAUCAUGUAUUAUUCUCUUGUAAACAGCUGACGUCGCGUUUCAGCAGCAUUGUAGGUGUAAACAUUGUCACAUGUACAGUCUGAUCUUGUUGUUUGUACAAGACUAGAGCAAUCUCAUUCCGUCCACUCUG